AUGUCCCAACCAGCACAGCGAGCAGCUACACAGUCAUUUAUCCGCAAUUAUAUUAAUAAGGAGACUCUUAAAUAUGUUUUCACUACGCACUUUUGGGGGCCUGUAUCCAACUUUGGGAUUCCACUUGCCGCAGUGUAUGAUCUCAAAAAAGAUCCUGAACUGAUUUCUGGCCCCAUGACUGGAGCUUUGAUUCUGUAUUCUGCAGUUUUUAUGAGAUACGCCAUGGCUGUCACGCCAAAGAACUAUUUACUUUUCGGUUGCCACAUCGUGAAUGAAACAGCUCAAUUAGGUCAGGCUGUGCGUUUCCUAAAUUACCACUACCUUGGCAAGGAGGAAGCAGUGAAUGACGAGAAAAAGCCGGAAAGAGCUCAGUAG
Lachancea fermentati is the source of this 375-nucleotide messenger RNA. The record is from the annotation of a GenBank genome assembly. Lineage: Eukaryota; Fungi; Ascomycota; Saccharomycetes; Saccharomycetales; Saccharomycetaceae.